Molecule: messenger RNA, 3669 nt
Organism: Durusdinium trenchii
Lineage: Eukaryota; Dinophyceae; Suessiales; Symbiodiniaceae
Source: the annotation of a GenBank genome assembly
AUGUACUGGCUGCUAGAUCUUCUGGGCAGAAAGAGCUGCACUCGUCCUCUCGGCCGUCACAACUCGAAGACACCGAGUCGUACCGACACCUUGUCACGACCAGGCAAAAAGGAGAGGCAGCGGAAGGACCUAACCGGUGCCGAAAAGGAUGACCUGCGAUCUCUGGAGCGAAAACUGGAGAAGCGCCUGAACACGGGCUAUCGAACCUCUUGUAUCCGGACGGCCCUGAUGAUCUUAGAGAUGGGCUUCGAGAUCAAGCAGGACCAGAUGGGCCGCAUGUUGGCGCAAUGCAUGCAAAGGCCUGGCAUUGUUCAAAUUUGCAUGACCAUCAAAUUGCUUCAGAUCGCGCCGAACGCCAUGAUCCCCGUGGAGCACUUCCUUCGGGGCCUCGGCGUCCUGGUGCAGCGGAACUUCCCCGUGCAGAUCCUGCGAACGUGGCUUAAUAUGGGCUGCCCCAGGGAUCAGAGGUCCUUGCGACCGCUACCGUACGACUACGAUGAGGAUGAGAAGAGGAUGGUCGCGCAAGACCUGGAGGAUGCUCUCGGCAUCAUCACUGAUGACGAGGAGGAUCGGAGAGGCGCCGAUCGACGCGUCAUCCUCGUACAGGAUUGCAAGGCCCGGCCUGAGCUCAAUGGAAAGUAUGAGCGUUCCUCCGACCUCGUGGCCCAUGGACGCCCGGUCUUCGAAAAGAAAGCCGAGGUGCGAAACCGCAAAGGCAAAGGCAAAGGGAAAGGCAAGCAUGACGCGAAUGAGAUGAAGAGGCUCUUGAUGCCUCACAUGCUGGAUGAUGACGACAUCACCAUUGAGGUCAUGGUGAUCCACUACAAGCAGGAUCGGAAAGGCAUCAACACUGGCUGGUGGAUCAGCAAGAACACCCCCACAGGUCCUGGUCUGGCGUGGAAUGGCCGCGACACCAAGGGCCCACCCACCGGCGGUUGGUUCGUGAUCCGCGACCGGCAGAAGCUUCCGGACCCGGUGUUCAUCAUUGAUCCGAAGCAAGCGAGUGACGAGAACUUCGUGAAGAAGAGGAAGAACGAGGGAGCACGGUCCUUGGAGCAGUUGGAUGGCAAUAGGCUCAAGGGUCGGCUGCUGACCCCAGACAAGAACGUCAUGUCGUCCGAGUACUUUGGUCACUUCUGCAUGCUCAUGCACCUGGAGCAUAUGGAAGAACUUCGUCAGAUCAGGCGGCGCACGGAGACGAUGCAGGACGCUGAGCUACAGCGCUUGGGAUGGACGUUGGAUGGAUUGCCCUGUAUUGGCAUUUUUGGUCGUCGCGACCCAAAGAAAAAUACCAUCAUCGGCUGGGAAGACCCCGGCAGUGAGAUGGGCACCUUACAGCUUCCACCCAACACGCAGUUCGACCGACUGAAGUUCAAGCGCGGCGACUCCGUGAUCAUCAGUGAGUCCCGACAGCAGGUGCGCGUGAAGGGCGAAGCCUUAGAAAAGCUGGGUGAGGGCUUCAUCGCCGACAUCCAGUUGCCCCGUGGACGGGAUGGCGAAAGCAAGAUGAUCAUCCGUUUGCGUGGCUGCUGGCCUGAUGAUGCUAUGUCCCGGCGCUGGCGCAUCGAUAAGGGCGCGAACAGCACGCUCUACGAGCGACAGUUGCAGGCGAUGUUGAACCUGGUGAACAAGGACCGCUCACGCGUGCCUGAGUUGCUCAUCUCAGCGAAGGUGGGCUUAGCCGAUUCCUGGGCCAAGCAGUGGCGGAAGGGGCAAGGCGUGACUGAUGAGGACAAGGAGCUGGCUGCCAAGGCAGCUGAGCAAGCUGAGAAGGACGUGAUCCGAGAGAAGGAGGCGGCCAAGCUGGCGCGCCUGAAUCCGGGUGGUGCCUCCUCCGACAAGCUGGACAACGCCCUCAAGGAGGUGAAGACCUUAUCACAUUUGAACACCUCGCAGCGCGAUGCUGUGCGCUCGGCGUUGAGGACCACUUGCACCGUCAUCCAGGGUCCUCCAGGCACUGGAAAGACGCAUGUCAGUGUGCAGAUCAUGAAGAUGUGGUCCAAGACUCUGGACUUGUCACCGUUAUUGGCCACCUCCGACAGUAACCCGGCGGUGGAUAACAUUGCCAUUGGUUUGCGGAAGGAGGGCGUUCGAGCAGUGCGCGUGGGUCGCCCCGACAAGAUCAACCGAAUCCUCGAGGAGAUUACGUUGGAAUGUCUACUGGACAAGGAAAAGGAGGAAAUGAAGAACCGGCAGUACGAGGCGCGCUUCAAGUCGCGCUCGCGCUCCAAGACGGGCAGCCCCAAGCGGCGCAAGGUCUCGCGCUCGAGGUCGAAUUCGGCUCCGAGAAAAGGGAAGGGCAAAGGCAAGGGCAAGGGCAACGUGAAGAAUGACUUCGAGCUCCAGAUGCGAAUCUUACAGGACGCCGAUGUCAUUUGCACGACCACCAUCUCCUCCGGCGGUGACUUCUUUUCCAAGUUCGCCUUCGCGGGGGUCCUCAUCGAUGAGGCGGCGCAAGCCACCGAGUUGGCGGCCAUCGUGCCGCUGAUCUUGCGCGGCUCCCAGCGGCUGGUGCUGGUAGGGGACCAAUGUCAGCUGCCACCCACCGUGCAGUCCUCCGAGGCUGAGGAGCGAGGGCUAUCGCUGUCCUUGUACUCUCGCAUGGUGGACUCGGGAGGGCUGACACCCUUCCUUUUGGACACGCAAUACCGGAGUCAUCCGGUCAUCGCAGAGUUUUCUGCACGAACCUUUUAUGCCGGCAAGCUGAAGUCGGGGAUCAAAGGGAGUGACCGCAAGCAGAUCCGUGGCUUGCCGUGGCCCAACCACCAGUCGCCCAUCGCCUUCCUCCCAUCGGAUGGUCAAGAAGAGGAGGAAGGUGAAUCCAAGUACAAUCCCACCGAAGCGGAGCUGGUCCAGCGGCUGGUUCAGGACGCUUUCUUCCAGCGGGAGUUGGAGAUUACCGAGAUUGGUGUGGUCACACCCUAUGUCGCACAGGUGCGCUUGCUGAAGAGGAUGUGCAAACAGAUCAUCCCAGAAGGUAUGGACCCGGAGCUCCUCGAGAUCGCCUCGGUGGAUCAGUUCCAGGGCCGCGAGAAGGAUCUCAUCAUCUUCUCCGCGGUGCGCUGCAAUAGGGUGGGCAACGUGGGCUUCCUCGCCGAUUGGCGACGGCUGAACGUCAUGCUGACGCGCGCGCGGCGAGGGAUGGUGGUGGUGGGGAAUUCCCACACCUUGAAAGCCGACGAGCACUGGGAGAAAUGGCUGCAAUUCUAUGAGAAGGUGGCCUCAGGCCGUGCUCGAUCCCCAAGCCCCACGAAAAAGAAGCAGGAGGCGCCUCCUAAUGAGACGGAGGAGGAAAAGGAGGCACGGCUGAAGAAGGAGCGCAUUGAGGCCGCACGGAAGCUCUCGAUGGCCAUCCGCUUCCCGGGCUUAGCCAUGGCCCAGCAGAAGAAGAAGGAGGAGCGUUCUAGGUCGCGCUCUUGGUCCCCUGAGGGCGGUGGCCUCGUAGGCCAGGCCGAUUCCAAGUUCAAGGCCAUGGGUGGGCGGACCAAAGCGAGGGUCAAGACACCCUCGCCGGACCGGCCUCUGAAGCAAGUGAAGGCCAUCGGCAUUGGUCGGCGGAACAAGGCCGACGAGUUCACCAAGAAGGGCCCCACGAACGGAGCCGCCAAGGCGAAGCCCAAGGCCAAGGCCAAGGUUGCCAUCGCCUCGGACUCCGAGGGCUCCGGCUGA